Paracoccidioides brasiliensis Pb18 is the source of this 2166-nucleotide messenger RNA. Its product is annotated as NEK protein kinase. Gene Ontology annotation, molecular function: protein kinase activity; ATP binding. Gene Ontology annotation, cellular component: cytoplasm; centrosome; nucleus. The record is from RefSeq and is a predicted model, not a curated record. The coding region runs from base 1 to 2166 and encodes 721 amino acids. The transcript has 4 exons. Gene Ontology annotation, biological process: chromosome segregation; protein phosphorylation.
AUGGCUAUUGCGCUGGCUGAAGUCGACAAGUAUGAUGUGUUGGAAAGAAUAGGAUGCGGGUCAUUUGGUGUGAUUCGCAAGGUCAGACGUAAGGUUGAUGGCUAUAUCCUUUGCCGCAAGGAAAUUAACUACGUCAAAAUGUCACAAAAGGAGCGCGAGCAACUUACAACAGAGUUCAAUAUUCUCAGUUCCCUUCGACAUCCCAAUAUCGUUGCAUAUUAUCAUCGAGAACAUCUGAAAGCUUCCCAGGACCUUUACCUGUACAUGGAGUACUGCGGUGGUGGGGACCUUGGGGUGGUUAUUAAAAAUUUGAAGGCCACUGGUAAAUACGCGGAAGAAGAGUUUGUUUGGCGAAUUUUCUCUCAGCUUGUGACCGCGUUGUAUCGGUGUCAUUAUGGGGUGGAUCCCCCGGAGGCAGGAUCAAAUGUGCUGGGCCCACCACCGAAUAAUAAGCCUUCCGGUUUGAAAGGAAAACAAGCCCAGAUGAUGAUCCUGCAUCGUGAUCUGAAACCAGAAAACAUCUUCCUGGGUGAGGAUCAGUCUGUCAAGUUGGGAGAUUUUGGCCUUUCUAAGCAAAUGCGAUCUCACGACUUUGCCUCAACAUACGUUGGAACACCCUUUUAUAUGUCCCCAGAAAUAUGUGCAGCCGAAAAAUAUACCCUCCAUUCGGACAUUUGGGCGGUUGGAUGUAUCAUGUACGAACUUUGCCAGAAAGAGCCUCCCUUCAACGCCAGGACGCAUAUCCAGCUUGUCCAAAAAAUCCGUGAGGGGAAAUUUGCACCUCUACCGGAUAUCUACUCUUCCGAGCUCAAGAGUGUCAUUGCUUCUUGUUUGAAGGUCAACCCGGAGCAGCGACCAGACACCGCUGCUUUGCUGCAAAUGCCAGUUAUUCGCCUAAUGAGGAAGGAAAAAGAAGUUGUGGACUUGGGGAAUUCGUUGCGUAAGAAGGAGGAAGCUAUGUCGCUGAAGAGGGAAGAACUUGAGCUCAGCUACUCACGUCUCGAUAAAGAAAAAGCAGCCAUGAAAAUUGAUAUUGAAAACAAGGUUCGCCGCGAGUGGGAAGUAAAGGCAAGGCUCGAGAUUGACCGUCUGGUACAACUAGAGCUUGAGAGGCUUCGGAAACGAUUCGACAUAGAAGUUCAAGAAAAAGUUGUAGCAGAGCUGCAAAGGCAAACAAAGUGCUGCUCCGCACUCAUAGAGGAAACUGCCUCAGUUUCCUCAGCGGAACAUUCUUGCCAAUCGUCCAUCGGAACUGGGAAUACAGACGAUAAUUUCCCUUCAUCCACAGAUCUCAGCGAGCUGUCGCUUGACUCCCCGACGUCCGAAAGCAGCAAACCACUAAGAAGAGCUGGUAGAACGCCGUUCAACCGGGCGAAAAUUAUGCUUGAAUCUCCUCAUGAUAUACAAAUGGCUGAACCCUCGCCAGUGUCCAUCGCUUCAUUGUCCCUCUCUUCCCGCCGCACUGCCGGAAAUAGUACUUCCAAAAAUAUAUUUGCUGAAGGUGCAAGAUCAAAUCACAAGUGGGAACCCUGUCUAACAUACACCUCUGAUGAUGAAGAUGAUAUGCCUGAUGUGCCCUCUCCCACGCGACCAAGAGUUAGACCUGAUCCUAUUAAAGCCCCUGUAAGACCUUUACUUCGACAGGAUACCACUGCCAUGGUGCAGAAAUUGAGCACACAACCCAGCCUGUUCCCAUCCAAGGCUUCAGGACAACACCACCUUACCACUACAGUAUCAUAUAACGAUCUUAGACGUGUUGCCUCAGAUGCAAAGCCUAAAUCCCCCCGUCACCUAACUAGAAUCUUGUCUUCUACAAGUCUCUCUGGAGAAAGUGUAUCUCCCCGGCGCGCGGCAGCUAAACCACCCACAUUUAAAGGAAACGGCGGGGGCGAUGAAAUGUUUAAAGCUGUUCUUCAGCGGAACAUGGGUGGCCGGACGCUAGUCGAACUUGCGCAAGCUAGAGCAGGAGGUAGAGCAAUCGACGAUGCGAAGCGAAAUGGUGGUGAUUCCAGAAUUUCGGCAGCAGGUGUUUCUCCUAACACUCUCGGCACUGGUGUUAUGAGAACAGCUGAGAGAGACCCUCCCGCGACCUGGGACCCGGAGAAAGACGAAAUGCCCAGCCCGUUUUUGGCCAGGGGUGCCAGGGUCAUUCGCAACCUUCGAUAG